Molecule: messenger RNA, 2406 nt
Organism: Notodromas monacha
Lineage: Eukaryota; Metazoa; Arthropoda; Ostracoda; Podocopida; Cyprididae
Source: the annotation of a GenBank genome assembly
AGGGUAUCGCAGAACUCGGGGAUUGUUCAAGGAUUGAUCGAAUCCUUUCCUUUUGGAUUGAUUGGAAGCGUGGAAAUUAUUUGACAGAGAAGCAAAAUGCCUGAACAGGGGUCGCUGAGCCAUCAUACACCGGACAUCGAGAAUCUCUUGGUCCUGAACCCGAAAACGUCGCAGUUUGCGAAUUGUGUCCCGAGCAAGACGACGAAGCACGAGAAGAAACAUUGGAAGCGAAACCACGACAAGUCCUGUCAUAGAGCGGAAUCAAAGUUCAAGAACUUCGACGACAUCAAGCAUACCACUUUGAGCGAGCGAGGUGCCUUGAAGGAAGCCGCGAGAUGCUUGAAAUGUGCUGACGCUCCGUGCCAGAAAUCCUGUCCAACGCAGCUCGACAUCAAGGCUUUCAUAUCGAGCAUCUCUACCAAGAAUUACUAUGGAGCAGCUAAAGCAAUCCUGAGUGACAAUCCACUGGGUUUAACGUGUGGCAUGGUUUGCCCUACGAGCGACCUCUGUGUCGGCGGCUGUAACCUCUACGCUUCGGAAGAAGGUCCGAUCAACAUUGGCGGUUUGCAGCAGUUUGCCACCGAGGUGUUUAAAGCUAUGAACAUUCCACAAACGCUGACACCAGCUGUGGAGCAAAAUUCGAAUCAACCGUCGUACACUGAGCCAAAAAUUGCACUCAUUGGCUGCGGUCCUGCGUCAAUUUCAUGCGCAUCAUUUUUGGCACGUUUGGGCUACAAAAAUCUGACAAUUUAUGAGCGUCAGGAUUACGUUGGUGGACUCAGUUCUGCGGAAAUUCCGCAAUACCGUUUGCCAUACGACGUUGUAGAUUUCGAGCUCACCUUGAUGAAGGACCUUGGAGUGACUGUUGAGACUGGCAGGAGUCUGUCCACAGAUGAUUUGACAGUCAUGAAGCUGAAAGGGGAAGGGACUGAUGCGAUUUUCCUUGGAUUAGGUCACCCAGAACCGAAAAUCAUCCCGGCGUUUGAGGGAUUGACUCAAGAGCAAGGAUUUUUCACGUCAAAAGACUUCUUACCCGUUGUUUCAUCUGCCAGCAAACCAGGAAUGUGUGCCUGCAAGAGCAACAGCUUGGCAUUGCCCAAACUCCAUGGCAGGGUCAUUGUUCUCGGAGCCGGGGACACGGCCUUUGAUUGCGCCACUUCUGCCCUUCGAUGCGGCGCCAAGAGAGUCUUCGUCGUUUUCCGCAAGGGCUUCACCAACAUCCGAGCAGUUCCUGAAGAAAUGGAUUUGGCCAGAGAGGAAAAAUGUGAGUUCCUGCCUUUCCUCGCUCCAAAAGAGGUCAUUCUCAAGGACGGAAGAAUUGCUGCUGUCGAUUUUGUGCGAACUGAACAGGAUGAUGACGGAAAGUGGAUCGAAGACGAAGAGCAAACAACGAAGGUCAAGGCUGAUUUCGUCAUUUCUGCCUUCGGUUCUGGGCUAUACGACGAGAAAGUCAUUCAAGCCAUGCAACCCUUGAAGCUGACUGACUGGGGCACGCCGGUCGUGGACCACACCAACAUGUCGACAUCGGAACCCGGGGUAUUUUGCGGCGGUGACGUGGCUGGUGUCGCGGAAACAACCGUCGAGUCUGUCAACGACGGCAAAGUCGCCGCGUGGCACAUGCAUGUUUACCUUCAGGCCCUGCGCGGUAAUCGAGUCCCGUCAUCUGUCCCGUCAUUGCCGAAAUUCCACACCCCCAUCGACGACGUUGACGUGUCGGUGACUCUUUGUGGACUCCGGUUUGAGAACCCCUUUGGACUAGCUUCCGCACCCCCGACAACGACGUCAGCCAUGAUUCGGAGGGCCUUUGAACAGGGCUGGGGGUUUGCCUUGACCAAGACCUUUUCGCUCAACAAGGAUGUGCCGACGAAUGUGUCGCCGAGGAUUGUGAGAGGCACGACGUCGGGAGAGGUGUAUGGCCCCGGGCAAGGCGCCUUUUUGAACAUUGAGUUGAUUUCCGAGAAGACGCAGGAAUACUGGAUUCAGAGCAUCACUGAGCUGAAGAAGGACUUCCCCAACAAGAUUUUAAUUGCGAGCAUCAUGGCACCAUUCAUCGAAGAAGAUUGGAAAACACUGGCGAAACUGUCCGAGGAAGCUGGUGCCGAUGCUUUGGAGCUGAAUUUGUCUUGUCCACAUGGGAUGGGCGAACGAGGCAUGGGACUGGCGUGUGGACAAGAUCCGUUUCUUGUCAAAAAUAUUUGCGCAUGGAUUCGCAGCGUCGUCAAAAUUCCCUUUUUCGCGAAGCUGACUCCGAACGUCACCGACAUCGUCGAGAUCGCCAAAGCAGCUAAGGAAGGCGGGGCUGACGGAGUGACGGCUACGAACACAGUCUCGGGGCUCAUGGGUCUCAACGCCUCGGGGUCUCCGUGGCCAGCCGUGGGCAAAGAAAAGCGAACCACUUACGGAGGG